UUCGAGGCACGUAAUAAAAGCGGCAAUACUGCUGCUCUGAUUGUCGUUUGCAACCCUGGUGCAACUGCUCAGCUGAUACUUUUCUGAUGUUCAGCGCUUGUUUUGCAUAGAUUGACAAAAAUUAAUACGCAAAUUAAAAAUAAUGGAGUUUUCUAUAAAUAUUUUGCUGGAUAAUUUCGAAACGGACGGUAAUUUUCUUAUGAUAAUGGCAAAAAAAAGAAUGAAGCGCAUAAAGAAAAGAAAUUGGAUGAGACAGGAAUUGUGUCGGAGGAGAAAUGUGACGAAAACGGUUCACUUUUUUAAAACGAUUAAAUUGUAUCCAAAUGACAUUUAUUUUACACAUUUUCGGAUGUCCCGUGAAACAUUUAGUGUAAGUUGUGUGACUUUGAUUUUGAAAUAAAAAAUUGUAAUAGGUAUAUUUAUAGAAAUUGAAGACUGAACUCGAACCAUUUUUUUCAAAUGUUCCCGGUGAGUACUCAUUGGAGCAAAGCUUGCACAUAACAUUAUGGAAACUGGGCAAUAGUAGGGUCACCUAUCGUGAACUUUCUGACAGAUUUGGUAUUGGAAAAGGAACAGCCCACAAAGUCUUUUUUAAAACCGUUGAAGCUAUAUGUAAGCUUAAAAACGAGAUUUCUUGGCCAUCUGCUUCUCAGCAGACCAAGAUCAUCGAAGAUUUCCAAGAAAGCCGGGUGAACUCCUUUCCAUUUGUAGUAGGGUGCCUGGAUGGAACCCAUUUCCACAUAAACACCCCGAGGACAGAUGCCAUAAGCUAUUAUGAUCGAAAAGGAAGCUAUUCAAUAAUUAUGCAGGCCAUAUGCGACAGCGCCUUUCGUUUUUUGGAUGUUUUUAUCGGCUUUCCGGGCAGCUGCCACGACGCUAACGUGUGGAAAAAUAGCCCACUUUACAAAGGAAUAGCUUCUGGACAGAUUCAUCUAGCUAAAGAUGCUGUAAUUUUAGCAGACUCAGCAUAUCCUCUUUCCAAAUACAUAAUGGUUCCAUACAGAGAUAAUGGACAUUUGUCAAGAGAAGAGAAGCAGUUUAAUUACUAUUUAAGUUCUACUCGCGUUUUUAUUGAGCAAGCCUUUGGAAUUUUAAGGCAGAAGUUUAAGAUUUUAAAUCACAUAGAUGUGAAAUCUCAAAAAGAUAUUUCAAAAGUCGUGUUAGCUUGUUCAAUUUUACAUAAUUUUAUAAUACGAAAUAGUACAACAAAUUUCGAAGUUGAGAAUACGUUUGUAAAUUUAGAAGAUGGAAAUAAUCCAGAAAUCGAAUUACCGGAAAACAUCAAUGACACUAAUGAAGGCGUUGAAAAAAGAAAUAAUUUAAAGAUGUUAUUUGUUUCAUAAUGGUUUUUAUUUACAUAUGUACAUGCACACAUUUUCCUUUUGUUACAUUGAACUCAUUUUUAUUUUUAA
Molecule: messenger RNA, 1412 nt
Organism: Rhagoletis zephyria (snowberry fruit fly)
Lineage: Eukaryota; Metazoa; Arthropoda; Insecta; Diptera; Tephritidae
Product: putative nuclease HARBI1
Source: RefSeq, a predicted model, not a curated record